This is a messenger RNA of Helicoverpa zea (corn earworm), 8220 nucleotides long. RefSeq names its product liprin-alpha-1 (gene Liprin-alpha). The record is from RefSeq and is a predicted model, not a curated record. Lineage: Eukaryota; Metazoa; Arthropoda; Insecta; Lepidoptera; Noctuidae. Gene Ontology annotation, cellular component: presynaptic active zone. Gene Ontology annotation, biological process: synapse organization. Bases 452 to 3802 code for a protein of 1116 amino acids. Gene Ontology annotation, molecular function: protein binding. The transcript has 24 exons.
UGUUUUACUAUUUCAUAGAAAAGAAACAUCAUCUAAAUUAGUAAAUACAAAAAGAUAUAAAGAAUAAAGGUAUAUUAAAAAGUAUAAAAUUACAAUUGAAUGUGCAAUGGUUUGUCCUAUCUGCAAACAGAAUAUUAUCUUUAGUGCUACUCUUUGUUCUGAUUGACGUUCCAUUCCAAGAUGGCAGACAUGCCGCUUGAGCCAUGAUAGUAUGGAAUCGUAGGAUUACGAUUUUUAGGUGUGUCUUUCUAAAUAUCGAACUAGAAUGUCUCCCGAAUUCUUGACUAAUGUCUUAUACGUAUGUACUGACGAUGUGAAACAACUCGCUCGCGUUAAGUGCGCUAGUUUUAGGUAACGUUUGUGCCGGGACAUAUGUAAUAAAACGGUGAUCGAAAUUGUGUUUUUCGGUGUGUCGUGUACGAUAAGUAUUCUGGUUUGAUGUUAAAUUAAAAUGUGGAAUAUGAUGUGCGACGUGAUGCCCACUAUAUCGGAGGACAGUAUCAGUCAAAGGAGUUCGCAGUUAUCCGGUGAGGAUGCGAAUUUCGAGCAGUUGAUGGUGUCUAUGCUGGAUGAGCGAGAUAAGCUGGUGGAGAGCUUGCGAGAGACACAGGAGCGGCUGGGGGACUCGGAGCUGCGCCUCAAGGAGGUGGAGAAGGAGCGCGACUCGCUGCACAGACAGAUCGCCGCCAAUUUGCCUCAGGAAUUCGCAACACUCACAAAAGAGCUCAAUCAGGCCAGAGAACAACUCCUCGAAAGGGAAGAGGAGAUUUCAGAGCUCAAAGCAGAGAGAAACAAUACCAGGUUAUUGCUAGAGCACCUAGAAUGCCUAGUAUCAAGACACGAGCGCUCCUUGCGCAUGACAGUAGUGAAGCGACAAGCAGCCGCGCAGUCCGGCGUCUCCUCAGAAGUCGAGGUCCUGAAGGCGCUCAAGAGCCUCUUCGAACAUCACAAGGCUUUAGACGAAAAGGUGCGGGAGCGGCUACGUGUGGCGUUGGAGAGGAAUACCGCUCUCGAAGAAGAACUAGCUCUCACUAAGGAAGAAUUACAGCAAUACAAAUCAUCACAAGACGACAAGCCGAAGGAGAACGGCACCGUGCCCACCGGCUCGCCCGAACAGAACGGGGAACAACAAACUACUAAGGAUCCAAAUAAUGUAAACGGCGAAUCGGAGACGACAAGGAAAAUCAGUGAGCUCCAAAAUACGAUCGCCAAGCAGUCAGCAGAGCUAAGCUCGUGGCAGCGACGCGUGGCCGAGCUGAACAACAAGGUGUCGGAGCUGGAGGAGCGCCUCGCCAAGGGAGAGAAGGAGCUCGCCAAGAAGCAGGACGAGUGCGUCAAGCUGCAGCGAGACCUUAGGGAGAACGUGGCGCAGAAGGAGGAUCAGGAGGAGCGCAUCACGACAUUAGAGAAACGUUACCUGAACGCGCAGCGCGAGUCUACCUCCCUACACGACCUCAACGAGAAACUCGAACAGGAGCUCAACCACAAACAGGCACAACUUAAGUUGCAAGAGGAGAAGAUUGCAGCCAUUGAAGAGAAGUUGGAGUUGUCCACACAGAAACUGGCUCAGAUGUCCUCGUUGCCAGAAAUGGAGGAACAGCUCAAGGCGAGGAUGGAAGCCCUCAGCCAGGUAAGAUUAGGGGCGCAGGAGCGUCACGGGUCUGCGGAGGACCGCAUCCAGCGGCUGGAGGCGAGCGUGGAGGAGAAGAACGCCGAGCUCAUGCGCCUCAACCAGCGCCUGCGCAUGAACGAGGAGCACAACACGCGCCUCUCCGCCACCGUCGACAAGCUGCUCUCCGAGUCCAACGACAGGUUACAAGUGCACCUCAAAGAGCGCAUGCACGCGCUGGACGAGAAGAACGCGCUGACGCAGGAGCUGGACAAGACGCGCAAGUACGCCGACGAGCUGCUCAGCGACAAGCAGGACAUACUCAAGGAGCUGGCCAAGUGGCGCAUGGAGACUGAACAGCUGAAGCGCCAGAUGCUGGAGCAGGAGAUCGCGUUCAACAUCCAGCAGACGGACGCGCUGACCCGCUCGCUGUCGCCCGCCGCGCAGCCGCAGCCGCCAGCCACGCUCUUCCAGCCCAAGUUGGACGGCUCGUGGGAGAAGCUGCAGCAGGCGCACGUGCUGGCCAACGUGCAGCAGCCCUUCGACGUCUCCAGCGACGCUGAGAACGAAGAAUCAGACGGUGGUGUAGAAGGCGGUCACACGGACGCCGCGGCACUAGCUCUCAUGCUGCAGGAACAGCUCGAUGCCAUCAACACCGAGAUCCGCCUCAUACAGGAGGAGAAGCAGACCACGGAAGCCAGGGCUGAGGAGCUCGAGUCUAGGGUGGGCAGCUACGAGCACAUGAACGUGCGGGCGCGGCGCGGCGAGUCGCCCCCGCGCGCCGCGUCGCCGUCCCGCGCCAUGCGGCCCGCGCACCACAAGUACCAUACCCUGCAGCUAUGCGAAGAAGGAGCGCCGGGCGUGGGCCCAGUGGGCCCCGCUGAAGGGGCGGAGUCCCCGCUCACGGCGCGGUCGCUGCGGCUGGAGCGAGCCGCCCGAGCGAUACACGCGGAGAGAGACCGCCUGAGGACGCACUAUCAGCCGCCUUAUGACUCCAAUAUUUCAUCCAGUUCAAGCCAAGAGUCGCUGGGCGGGGCGAGCGCAGGGCUCGGGGGCGGGACCUGGGGCGGCUCCACCUCCCGGCCCGGCGCCGCCUCCGCCGCCUCUAUCGCAUCUAUGCACCAACAGAAGAAGAGAGGCAUCAAGAGUUCCUUAGGAAGAUUCUUUAGUAAGAAGGAGAAGGCGGGAAUGCCGCUACAGCAAGGUCAGAGUCCCCGCUCGAUGUCGUCAGUGUCCUCGCUGGGGCUGUCGUCGCUGGCGGACGAGGCGGCGGCGGGCGAGGCGCUGACGCCGCACGCGCCGCUGUCGCACGCGCCCAUGUCGCACCAGGACUAUGCCAGGACCAAGAGCAAAGAGCGCGACUACCGGCACGAGCUGCUGGGCGAGGCGAUGCGGGCGGGCACUCCAUUCGCGCUGUGGAACGGGCCCACCGUGGUAGCCUGGCUCGAGCUGUGGGUGGGCAUGCCGGCGUGGUACGUGGCCGCCUGCCGCGCCAACGUGAAGUCGGGCGCCAUCAUGUCGGCGCUGUCGGACCAGGAGAUCCAGCGCGAGAUCGGCAUCAGCAACCCGCUGCACCGCCUCAAGCUGCGCCUCGCCAUCCAGGAGAUGGUGUCGCUCACGUCGCCGUCCGCGCCCAGGGGCACGGCCUGUGCCGCGCUCGCCUUCGGGGAUAUGAACCACGAGUGGAUCGGCAACGUCUGGCUGCCUUCAUUAGGUUUACCACAAUACAGAACGACAUUCAUGGAGUGUCUAGUAGACGCGCGGAUGUUGGAGCACCUCACCAAGAGGGACCUACGGACGCAACUCAAAAUGGUCGACAGUUUUCAUAGGACGUCGUUGCACUUUGGCGUGGCUUGCUUGAAGCGCGUGGGGUACAGCGUGAGAGCGCUGGAAGAGCGGCGCCGCGCCGCCGAGCACGGCACCCGGGAUGUCCUCGUGUGGACUAAUGAGCGGCUGCAGCGCUGGCUUGUCGCCAUCAACCUCAAGGAGUACGCGAACAAUCUGUCAGAGAGCGGCGUGCACGGGGCGCUGAUCGCGCUGGACGACAACUUCGACGCCAACUCCAUGGCGCUGGCGCUGCAGAUACCCACGCAGAACACACAGGCGCGGCAGAUCCUGGAGCUGGAGUUCGGCGCGUUGCUGACGAGCGGCACCGAGCGAGCCGCCCGCGUGCACGACCACGCCGCCUCCUGACACCACACGCUCAACUAGGCCACGUGGUACCCGCAGUAGCGGCCGGCUGACGAGCGGCUCGCCCGCGUAUAGUCAUACGUUAACUUAGUACACUAUUUAUUUGGUACAAAGCUCUGUUCACUUCCGAACCUCGCUAGUCUACGCGCCCGACUAUAAUGUUCUAUAUGGCGGCAUUUUAUAGUAAUACGCUUCUCCAUUCGUGUUUAUAAUGUAAAUAUUUCACUACAGCUUCUUAACAGUAUACCCGCGAGUCCAACCGUCGCCACGAUAUCUACCAAAGUACUAUAAAAUGCUAUCAUAGGUAAGUUGUUGAUACAAUAAUAUUCUCCAUAAUGUGUAUAUUGAAGUAUACAGUAGCUAAGGCUUCUCUAUAAACUACAAAGUGCUCUGAAAUCUGUAGACUAUGUACUUAAUGUGUAAUCUGAUAUUUAUUAAUUGUAACUUGAUACAAAUGUGUAGUAAUGGCGCGUUGUAUCGUGUUUUGUGUACUAAUGUAAGUAUUAUUCGCCUUAAAGUAUUCACUUAGAGGAACAGUAUACUUGUUACAAGCAAUGUCGGUUGUUCUGUGGUUGUAAUCAUAGCUAGACAAACGACAAUGGACCUUUAGGCUAUGUUUUUAGGUGUCAUUUUAGACGUGAGUACAACCACAGGCGCCUAUACAAAAUAUUUAAACAAAUAGCCUUAUAUCGCAAUAGUUUAUUACGUCCGUCUCUUGGACUAUGAUUACAACAGUUAUAGUCCAGGAGCCCGACAAUCUUCGCCAUUUUAUUUAAACGUUAAAAACACGGUACACGCAAAAUAAACAUUGACAUACUCUGAUGCCAAAUAUUAGUUAUAUUUUAACUAAUAUACAUUUGUAUAUCGUCGGCUGUACAGUUUGCAAAUGUACUGGUGGACUACUUAAAUAUUUCAAUGACUUUUCUUAAACUGUCUUACAUUUGCGUAUAAAUUAGAUAAAGUACAAUUUUAUUUCAUCUACUUACAGUAGAUACAUUUCCUCUUUUACCCUUGUUAUUUUUCUGUUUAUUAUUGUUCGCUUAAAUCUAAUAAAUUCGGUAUUAGUUUGCAAACUGCAUGUGUUCGACCGCUACUCGUAAAGUUACUGUGUUGUGAGAGAUUACUGUAUUGCUGGUCGACGUGUGAAGACGUCGCCUAAUUCCCUGUGUUCCAACUGAAAUCUGUCAGCUUAACACUUUGACGAUACACUUGAAAGACUACGUAUAAAAGGGGAAAGUGGGGAUCCUUGACGCAGUAGUUAUAAAAGAAGAAAAUAAGGAUCCUAGACAAAAUUGUUAGAAAAGGGAAUAGGGAUUCUUGUCUCAGUGUGUUUUUGGUUAGCAAAAGUUUAAUAUAUUGGUCUUUUAGAAUGAAAUCAUGACUUAUAAAAGACAUGCAUAUGUUCCUAAAGUGUAUUGGAUUUUGUAUGUCAAUGUAAAUCAAUAUGGUAUAACUUUCAAGUGUAUCAUAAAGGGUUUAGCUGACUCAACAGUUGGAACAAAAUUCACUCUCUGUGUCACACUAUUGAACUACAAUCACUAAGGUUACAAUAUGUAUGACAAGUGUAGUCAGUAGUGUGUGACAGCGAGUGUGCCCCGUGUACCAAGUGCCUCCCUGAGGUGUGUAUAUACAUAGCUUUAUGUAGUUGAAUGUGUGCCUCCAAUGUCGCACGAUACUAGUCUUAUGUAAAGUGUUACUACAUUGUUUUGUAAUCUUCUAUUUUAUUAACUCGCUACUAGAUCAGCUGAAACUUAGCUAGGUAUAUUUUUGUUAAGCGUUUUACAAAUAUCCUGAAGUGUGGCAACCUUGUGAAGUGACGAGUAGGGUUGCUCCGCGAAUAACAUGAAUGUUGUAGUUUUAUUUUCUGUCGUCGUGUGGUGUGAACUGACUUUUGAGAAUAAUGAUGGAACGUUGUCCUGUAAUUGGCGUUUAUACCACGCUCACUACUAAAUUGGCAAUACUGCCACUAUGUGUUUAUUUUUUAUUAAAAUAAAAUACAAUUUAGAGAAUGAUCCUUUUUAUUGUAAAGCUCGUCAGUGUCACACCCCGCGGCGACUUCAAUAGAUAAUGAAAUAAAACUUAAUGAAUUGUACAGCUAAAGCGAUUUUAGUUUAAAAAGUGAAUCUUUUUAACCUGUAGCAAAUAUAUUGUAAAUAUUAUCGUUUAUAUAUAAUUUCUAUCGACUGUAGGUGUAAUAGCAAUAUUUAGCUAAGAUGUGUUCAAAACUGAAAGGAUUUUUAUUGUAUUAUUACUUUGUAAUGAUAACCGCUUAUUUAUUAACUAGAUUUUAUUAUUUAUUAAGUUAUUAUAGGAAAUGUAUUAAAUAUACCGGUUUAUUAUAAAAAUUACCUCAGUAUGGUUUGUGUUAGGGCUGCAGCGACUGUCGGUCGGCGCGGCGGUAGGCCUCAGCUAUGUAUAGUUAUCGAGUAACAGUAUUAAUAAACUUAGGUGACAGACGGCGCCACCGGUGUGAUUUUUUUAUAAAAUUAAUUAAUUUUUAAUCGUAGAUAAAAUUUGGAUAUAUACUUCUCGGAGUAAGUUUGUACCCGGCGUCAAAUGUUGCCAGAUGUGAAAUAUAUAACUUAACAUUCGCGUUUAUCUUCAGCAUGUUGCUCAUUAACUGUCACGUCUCGCAACGUAUGGCGCGGUGCAUUUUUAAAAUUUUUCAUAAAUAAAUUGAAAAUGUGAAUGGUAUCUACUUUGUAUUGGUGACACGUGCGGAGCGGAACGCGUGGCGGACGUAUCGCGGCUGCGUUCUCACUCUUGUCUAUAUCUCCCUAGCCAGGCUACACAAAACAUACUUUAAAAGUUAUAUAAAACUAAAAUUCACUUAAAAUAUAACUGAUAAAUUAUAUUAAAUGCCUCAAAAAAAACUAUCAAAUAUUAGAAAUAACUCUUAAAACUUCGGUAUUGACACUAAUAUCGUGAACAAUACGGAAUAAAACUCCGUGCGAUGUUGUCGGUAUGUCUCCCCCUGGCUAGGAGCGGUCGUGAGUCACACACUGAGCUAGCACUGCGGCGGGUAGGCAACGCGUUGCAGACCUGAUAAGGUAUUGUAGCCGGAUAUUGGAGUACGGAACUAUAGACGGUUUUGGUGUUGUAAUUUAUCCAAAAUGAAAAAGUCACUAGACUUAUUCCGUUGAGUGUAAAUUAGCUCUGAAUAUUAAUAAAUUAAUUCAAGGCUCGAAAUUCGCGUGUACUAAAAGUGUGGAAAAUGCGUUUCGUACUCCAAUAGUCCGGUGUAUCUGACGUCUCGUCAAUAAAGCCUGACUCAAUAUCAUACGUACACAUCAUCGUUUCAUUAUCAAAAUAUAAAUAAAUAUAUAUUAGCUACAUAAAGUUUGUAUACAAUGCAACAUGCGAGAUGGUUAUUUAGUUAACUGUUAGUGUACUUAUAGCUUUUCGACGUAGCUAAUCGAGUUUUGUAUAAAGUGGUUUGGAUGACGUAGUAUAGCCGAUGUGUCAUGGCCGCUGUGCGGUCCCUUUGUAAUCGUACACUUUUAUAUGUUCCCUGCAGUUAGCGUAGACAAGUCUAUCGUCCGGUUCCUCGCCGUGUCCGGCCGCGUCCGGCGGUUUGUAACGUUCGGUGCGAGUCUGUAACGUGCCUUGUUACACUAAACUAUCUGUUUACGUUGAUCUAUGAACUUUCUUUAUCAUUUAACGAUUGGCAGUCACGCCGAUCACUUCUAGUGGACGACUAUUGUCCACUGAGAUUUCGUACAUAUAAGUACAGUAGGUGUUGUUGUAUUGUUAAUAGAAGUUACAUAUCUAAUGUUACAAACGCCCGGCGCCGGACACGUGUAGCGAUGAGUGUUGCCAGUAGUCCGCGUGUGCAUCGCGCGACCUCCACAAGUGCCAAGUAACCGCCGGUUUGGAACGGACGCGACCGAACAAUAACUAGAAUAAUUUACUCACAUUCCAACUCCGAUGACGCACGAUCGGACCCCUAUCGAACAAAAACAAAUCAAUAUUUUUCCAAGAUUUUAAGUCCCAGUGGCUCGCGCUACCAAAGAAUAAAGUUACCUUCACGUUAAGGAGUUAAUGUAAAAUAUGUUUAUUAGUGGAAAUCAAUUGGAUAUGUAUAUAAUUUGGCCUGUGUGUGCAUAGCUUGUUAUAGUGACGGGAUAGUAUCGAAGCGCGCGGGUUGCGUCUCGUCACCGCGCGUUACAUUCCAACGCUUUCCGUGUUAUAUGAUCGCUUUGGCCCUCGACUAGAUAAUCGGUAUAUCGUUACAGGAGAACCCUUCUAACGGCCAUUGUUUUGAUGUCAUAACGAAAUUGUUAACUAGACAAUGUUUAUUUUGACCAAUGUAAUCUGUACUAAUGUGUAAUCUGUACGUUUGUAAAAACGUUUAUCAAAAGUGCGAUGACGGCAUACGUUGUGCAUAAUGAUAAGAGGUAAAUACAAUUUACACGAUACAA